CGGCUCGCUGACGCGGCGGGCGGGGACCGGGGCCGGGGGGCCGGGCGCGCGCGCUCCUGCGGGCACCGGGGCGCCGCGGGGAGCCGGACGCACGGCCCGCGCCGGGAUCGGCCAUGGAAGAGGACGCGGGAGCGGCUGGCCCGGGGCCCGAAGCGGAGCCCGAGCCCCAGCCCGUGGCCGAGGAGCCCGAGACGGCCACUGGCAUGUCCGAGGGCUUUUCCCGGCUCUGGACCGACGUGAUGGGCAUCCUGGACGGCUCCCUGGGCACCAUCGAUGACCUGGCGCAGCAGUACGCAGACUAUUACAAUACCUGCUUCUCGGACGUGUGCGAGCGUAUGGAGGAACUGCGCAAGCGUCGCGUCUCCCAGGACCUGGACGUGGAGAAACCCGAUGCCAGCCCCACGUCACUUCAGCUGCGGUCCCAGAUCGAAGAGUCCCUGGGCUUCUGCAGUGCCGUGUCGACCCCAGAAGUGGAAAGAAAGAACGCUCUUCACAAGUCCAACUCAGAGGACGGCUCUGUAGGAAAAGGAGAUUGGAAGAAGAAAAAUAAGUAUUUCUGGCAGAACUUCCGAAAGAACCAGAAAGGCAUAAUGAGACAGACUUCAAAAGGAGAAGAUGUGGGCUAUGUUGCAAGUGAGAUCACAAUGAGUGAUGAGGAACGGAUUCAGCUGAUGAUGAUGGUCAAGGAAAAGAUGAUCACCAUUGAGGAAGCUCUUGCGAGGCUCAAGGAGUAUGAGGCCCAGCACCGCCAAUCAGCCGCCUUGGACCCUACUGACUGGCCAGAUGGUUGUUACCCAACAUUCGAUGGCUCUUCAAAUUGCAAUUCAAGAGAACAGUCGGAUGAUGAGACGGAGGAGUCGGUGAAGUUUAAGAGGUUACACAAGCUGGUCAACUCCACUCGCCGAGUGAGAAAGAAACUCAUCCGGGUGGACGACAUGAAAAAGCCCAGCAUGGAAGGCGGGGAGGAGCACCUCUCUGAGAACGCCCCCGUCUUGGAUGAGAGGGCCGCCCUCUACUCCGGGGUGCACAAGAAACCCUUCUUCUUCGACACCCCGCCCGAGAAACCUCUGGGAGAUGAUCCCGACUCGGCCGUCAGCACCUCGCCCUCCUCGGGCAGCCUGGACACCUGGGGCGCGGGGCGGAAGCUGGUCAAGACCUUCAGCAAAGGAGAGAACCGGGGCCUCAUCAAGCCCCCCAAGAAGAUGGGCACGCUGUUCUCCUACCCCGAGGAGGAGAAGGCGCAGAAGGUGUCCCGCUCCCUGACCGAGGGGGAAAUGAAGAAGGGGCUGGGGUCCCUGAGCCACGGGGUAAGUACGGACGGGGUGUGCUUGUAUGACCACCGCCGCAGGCAUCACCUCCUGGUGUCCCUGGAGGAGAUCCAGAGUGUCCGCAAACAGAUCCGCCUGAAGAAGACCGACCCGGCCUACUCGUGUUCCAGAGCCUUCCUCUGCCACCGCCCCUCGCGCAAGGGGGGCAACAGCCUCCCCUGUGACCUGCAGCUGCUGCGGCCGAAAGCCAAAGGGGGCGGCGGCGGGGGCUGCGGCCCGCCCGGCAGGAGGGUGCGCGGGCGCCCCUCGGUCAGCGAGUUCAAUAUCACCUACGUGGUGGAGCGGAGCCUGUACAGCCACCUCAACUUGACCCAGCUCGUGCGGCCUGCCCCAGACAGGACCCUGAGCAAGGCCGAGAAGCAGGACCUGAGGCGGUGCCUGCUGGAGGAGGAGGAGGAGGCCAGGAGGAAGUGGGCCGCCACGGUGGACCGCUGUACUAAAAGGGUUCUCUUGAGAAUCCACCAGAAGUCCAGAACCUGCAGCUUCGGGGGCUUUGACCUGACAAACCGUUCUCUGCACAUUGGCACGAGCAACUCGGACCCGUUGGGUAAAGAAGGGGAGUUUGUGUACAAAGAAGUCAUCAAGUCCCCCACAGCCUCCCGCAUCUCUCUGGGGAAAAAGGUGAAAUCUGUGAAGGAGACGAUGAGGAAGAGAAUGUCGAAAAAGUACAGCGGCUCUGUCUCUGGCCAGGACUCUGGCCUCGAGGGAAUGCCUGGCUCCCCUCCCGCCUCCCAGCCCGACACCGAGCACACGGACAAGCCCAAGCUCAAAGCCGGAGGGUCCGUGGAGAGUCUGCGCAGUUCCCUGAGCGGGCAGAGCUCCAUGAGCGGCCAGACGGUCAGUACCACCGACUCGUCCACCAGCAACAGGGAGAGCGUCAAGUCGGAGGAUGGUGAUGAUGAGGAACCACCGUACCGGGGCCCCUUCUGCGGCCGCGCCAGGGUGCACACGGACUUCACACCCAGCCCCUACGACACCGACUCUCUCAAGCUCAAGAAAGGAGACGUCAUUGACAUCAUCAGCAAGCCGCCCAUGGGCACCUGGAUGGGCCUGUUGAACAAUAAGGUUGGCACAUUCAAGUUCAUCUACGUGGACGUGCUCAAUGAGGAGGAGGAGAAACCCAAGCGCCCAGCCCGGAGGCGGCGGAAAGGGAGGCCCCCCCAGCCCAAGUCUGUGGAGGAUCUGCUGGACCGGAUCAACCUGAGGGAGCACAUGCCCACGUUCCUGUUCAAUGGCUACGAAGACCUGGACACCUUUAAGCUCCUGGAGGAGGAAGACUUGGAUGAGCUAAACAUCAGGGACCCGGAACACAGAGCCGUGCUGCUGACGGCGGUGGAGCUCUUACAGGAGUAUGACAGUAACAGCGACCAGUCUGGGUCCCAGGAGAAGCUGCUUGUCGACAACCAGGGCCUUCGGGGCUGCUCGCCGAGGGACUCGGGAUGCUACGAAAGCAGUGAGAACCUGGAGAACGGCAAAACUCGGAAGACUGGCCUCCCGUCCUCCAAGUCGAACGCCGAGGGCAGCCUUCUGAAGCCCUUCGGGAAAGGCCAGCUGGGCACCUACCCGACCCUGCCGCGGGCCAAGCCGGGGGCCGGCACACAGCCCGGAGAGGUGGGCGGCGUCCCCGCACCCCAGCCCUGCGUGCCCCAGCCCUGCACGCCGGCCUCGAACCCCAACCGGAGAAGCCUCCCGGUGUCCAUCAUCUGCCGCAGCUGCGAGAGCCUGGACGGCGCCCAGCCCGGGGGGCAGUGGCCGCGCUCGCACUCCCUGGACGCCCUUCAGGGCGAGUCGGAGGCCGGCCCGGCCCAGCCUCGCCAGGGCCCAGCGCCCCCCGCUCCCAGGGCCCCCGCAGUGCCCCCCAAGUCUAGCCCGUGCCCCCCGCGGGGUGACCCCACGGCUGACCACGCGCUACCACGGCUACUGACCCAAAGCAAGAGGUCGUCGGAGCCCCAGAAGGCCACGACGGUGGCGGCUAGGAAACUGGACAGCUCCCCUGCCGCGACCCCCAGCCCCGAUGCCCCGCCACCCCCUGCGGCUAAGCCCGCUUUGACUAGGACCUCCCUGGACGCCUCCCGCAGAGGACACGGCUCCGAAGGACCUUGCCAGCCCCUCCCGGGUGGCAGCGACGUGCCCGAACCCGAGGGCAGGGCCCCUCCGGCCAGGAACCCUGCGCAGCCGCCCCCGGUGCCCGCCAAGAAGAGCCGCGAGCGCCCGGCGCUGGCCAACGGGCUCCCCGCGCCCGACGCGCCCGGCCUGCCCGCCAAGAGGACACCCGGCGACUGCGCGCGGCCCCCCGGCAGCCCCCCCAGCGCCCGGCCGCCCCCCUGGCUGGCCGAGCUGCCCGAGAGCACCAGCCUGCAGGAGCACGGCGUGAAGCUCGGUCCCGCCGCCGCCAGGAAGGGGCCGUGCGCGCGGCCCGUCCACCUGGAGACGCUCACCGAGGACAAGCUGCGCGCCGAGGGCAUCGACCUCACCGAGGAGCCCUACUCCGACAAGCAUGGCCGCUGUGGCAUCCCCGAAGCCCUAGUGCAGAGAUACGCGGAGGAUUUGGAUCAGCCCGAGAGAGAUGUGGCAGCCAACAUGGACCAGAUCCGGGUGAAGCAAUUGCGCAAGCAGCACCGUAUGGCGAUCCCAAGCGGCGGCCUCACGGAGAUCUGCAGGAAACCCCUGUCCCCAGGCUGCGUGUCCUCUGUGGCCGAGUGGCUGGUGUCCAUCGGCCUGCCCAUGUACGCGGGCGCGCUCACGCAGGCCGGCUGCUGCACGCUGGGCCAAGUGCCUUCUCUGUCCCACUCUUGCCUUCAGGAGGCCGGCAUCACAGAGGAGAGACACAUCAGCAAGCUCGUGUCCGCAGCCAGACUCUUCAAAAUGCCUCCCGGACCCUAAGGGACCUCCCUGGACCAGAGGCCCCUCGUCACUGUGCUUUCAACACGGAGGCAAACCCACCCACGUGGGACCUUCGCAGAUUCCCCAAGAACGGGCCCCGGGUGUGGCCAGAGGACGGGAGCCUGCCACGGGACAGAUGAGCCUCUCUUCUCCACUACAGCCCCCCCAAGGACAGGGAGGAUGUCCACCCCCCUUCACACAUACACAGAGAAAAGACAAGCACUUAUUUUUGUUUUAAGAACACAGGAUGAACCAAGAUGCCAAGUUGCCACAAAUGUGGUACCCGGCCCCUGUGAGCCUUAGCUGGGCCAAAGUACCAGACUCGGGGUGAUUCCACUCUCUUCACCAUGCUCAUUUGUUCAACAGUAAAACCUGGCUGCAUUCGAAAACAAAACAAAAAAAGUCCUGUUCUCCUUUAGAUACAAGACAUUUUAAUAAUUGCUUUCUUGCAAUCAGCUUUUAUUUGCCUUAAUAUAAGCUUUUACGCAGUUAAUCUAACUCAUGUUCACUGCCCUGUAACCAUAGUUCCAGAUCUCCAGCUGAAAUUGCCGUCUACCCCUGUCUGGGCUGUUUCUCUUUCUCACUCUAACCAGGCUGAUUUUGUAAGUUGUUGUUGUUGUUGUUGUUGUUGUUGUUGUUUUUCCUUUUUUAACAGGCACAAUUUUGCUGUUGACGUUU
This is a messenger RNA of Sorex fumeus (smoky shrew), 4889 nucleotides long. RefSeq names its product SAM and SH3 domain containing 1 (gene SASH1). Bases 114 to 4211 code for a protein of 1365 amino acids. The record is from RefSeq and is a predicted model, not a curated record. The transcript has 20 exons. Gene Ontology annotation, molecular function: protein binding. NCBI's taxonomy places the organism in Eukaryota, Metazoa, Chordata, Mammalia, Eulipotyphla, Soricidae.